Messenger RNA from Mucor velutinosus, 2340 nucleotides. RefSeq lists its product as uncharacterized. The transcript is spliced from 5 exons. The coding region runs from base 1 to 2340 and encodes 779 amino acids. Gene Ontology annotation, biological process: protein dephosphorylation. Gene Ontology annotation, molecular function: protein tyrosine phosphatase activity. Lineage: Eukaryota; Fungi; Mucoromycota; Mucoromycetes; Mucorales; Mucoraceae. The record is from RefSeq and is a predicted model, not a curated record.
AUGAGUGUUACAUACGAAUCUCCUACACGAUACUUGAGCGAUACUGAAUCCAAUAACAACAACCUCAUGUAUUCCAUCAGCAGCAAUGAAAAUGAUGGCUCACCAUGCACAUCACCUUACAAUGCAGCCCAUCCACCAAAAAUGGAACAGCAGCAGCAACAGCACCAACUACCUUCAGCAAGUCAUUUGAAUCAAGAAUUUUUCAACGUGCUGCAGAAACGUCAAAACAACUUUCAAUCAUCCACGGGUCCACAGCCACAAACAUAUCGACACCAACAUUUGGAGGAUUUAGCACCUAUUGAUAGCGAAAAGAUGAACGAAUUGAUGACGAAAUAUGAUUGCCAUCAAGUCCUCGUAAUAGAUGUUAGAUCGUUUGCAUUCUACGCAAAGAACAGAAUCAAGUCGGCCAUCCACAUCUCUAUCCCAUCUGUAUUACUAAAGAGAUCCACAUAUACAUUAGCCAAAGUGUGCGACUCGAUCGUAUUUGAAGAGGCGGCCAAUAGAUUAAAAAACUGGCAUAAUGCAACGCAUAUCAUUUUUUAUGACCAUGCGUCAUAUAUACCGAGCGAUUCUGGCAACUCAGCGACUGCCAUCCUAUUAGGGUCUAAAUUGCGCAAAUCAGGAUACAGUGGCCAACUAAACUAUUUGCAAGGUGGAUACAAUACUUUCAGUAACACAUAUCCUCACCAAUGCGAACUAGUUCAGUUAGACUCAAUCAAUCGACCCAAAAGACACCAAACUGAACCAAUCAGUCUCUUGCCUACAUCCAACAAGACGCCUGCGAUAAAUCCUUUCUUUAGUAACAUCCGUCAAAAUCUCGAGCUAUCGCAUGGACCACUGAAAGAAAGAUUUCACGUUCGAUUACCCUAUGGCUCCAAAUACGACGAGGGCAUCAUCUCGACCAAUUCGCAUUAUACUGCCAUUAGUAACCAUCAUCCAAGAUUUGGCUUGGCGGGCAGUUCAGUCGACGCACAAGGCAAUUUUGUCUUGCCCAUGUGGUUAAAGACGAUUAUGAAGAAUGAUACGGGUCCAAAGAAGUUGGCCGAAAAAUACGAGCAAUUGGAGAGACUGGAGCAAGCUCGACUAUCUACUGUCAUGAAGUAUCAUUCCAGCGGAUUAGGUUCUACUGCAGCGACAGAGCAAAAUCAAUCAAACACAGAGUUCCCCUUCAGUAUCACUUCCAGCAUAGAAAAAGGCGCAUUGAAUCGAUACGACAACAUUUGGCCUUAUGAAUACUCUCGUGUGAAGCUCGAAGAGAGCAGCGACAACUAUAUCAAUGCCAAUUACAUUCAGUUUGCCAAUGUCAAGAAGAAUAUCACACUAAGCCCCAUCUCCAAAUCUGACGAAGAAGUAAAGCUUGAAGAAAGAGGCCUCUUGAGCGAGGCAUCUGUCCGUACCAUGAACCGAUUGAACGUGGACCUUACCAGCAACCGCCAAUACAUCUGUACUCAAGGUCCUUUACCUACCACAUUUAAUGACUUUUGGCAAAUGAUUUGGAACGAAAACUCGUCUGUUAUUGUCAUGCUAACACAGGAAACCGAAAUGAAUAAGAUCAAGUGCCACACAUACUGGCCAACCAUGGAGAACGUCUCGCAGGCAUAUGGCUCAAUCGUUGUAAAGCUCAUAUCUGAAACCAAGCAAGCUGUCCGUAACAUGAACGACAAACGCGAGAGAGUCAACGACGAUAUGAAUCAAGACGAAUGCAUUGUUACUCGCAAAUUCAUUUUGUCAAACGACAGCACUGAACGCAGCUUGACUCAACUGCAAUACACUGGGUGGACUGAUUUCGGUGUUCCUGACCAUCCCAUUGGCAUCCUGACUCUAGUACAUCAUGCUGACGUUGCUCAAUCUAAAAAGAAUGAAGGUCCCAUUGUAGUUCAUUGCUCGGCUGGUUGCGGUAGAUCAGGUACAUUCUGUGUCAUUGAUACCAUGAUCCAACGUUUGUGGCAGAAGCGUGAUGUCUAUACGUGUGCUACCAAUGACAAGAUCUACGAAACCGUAUGCCGUUUUAGAGAGCAACGCAUGAGCAUGGUACAAACACAUCGUCAGUAUGUCUUUUGCUAUGAAGCUAUCCUGUGGUGGCUGCUUGGUUACGGUAAUCUGCCAGCGCAGCCUUCGGAUGUCUCUCCCUCUGCGGGCCCUACUCAAGACAUGAUACGCCAAAUGAUUGCUACGCCUGUUUCUAUUAGCUCUCGUUUGUCUGCUUCACCUCCAUCACCUCCUCCCACUGCUACCCUUUUACCACCUGCGUCGUUGUUCUCGGCUCCAGUAGAAAACAAUAAGAGUGACGGAGAGGCUUCGUCUGUCGGUAGUAUGGUGAAUGAUUUUAAAGAUUUGUAA